AUGUCGGAAUUUGUGUCAUCAAGUGGGGACGAUGAUCGUGCCACCCUUGAAGCUAUAAAUCCCCCUGAACUCAAGUCUAGUCAUACCUCUGGUAGCUCCUUCACCUCAGUCUUGCUUCCUGUCUCUUGUGUGUUUCCUGAGACCAUGCGGGCAUCUCUGACCUUCUGGGUCUUCUGCAUACUGCUGACCACCGGACUUUGCUUGCAAUGUGAAUACUGCAGAAGUGACACUCACUCCUGCAAUGGGGUCCCGCAUACGUGCGCACCGGAGGAAAACGCCUGUAUCAUCCUUACCACAGAGGUCAGAAAAGGGAUGGAGGUAACUGUGGCUACCUAUAAAGGCUGCACCAGACCCAGCUACUGUGCUUCCUCCCCCAUGAGCAUCCGAAUCCCUUCCUAUCAUCAACGGAGAGCCAACAAGUGUUGCCAACAAGAUCUUUGCAACUCAGGAGCGGUGCAACUGCCACCCCUACGGCUCAACCUAAACAGGAUGCAGUGUCCUGGAUGCCUGUCAUCGGAUCCAAAAUGCCCGCCCACUGAGAUCAUCAACUGCCGAGGCUGGGAGGUCUUUUGUGUCUUCUAUGAAGUGUGGACUGAUGACGGUGGCAGAAUCUCCACCAUUUCAAAAGGGGGCUGUGGAAACAAAGAAGCAUGUAUGCAUGAGCCAAACAUCAUUGGAGUUCCUGGGCUGUUUCUGGAAACAAUCAGGAGGACAGAAUGCACUCAUGCUCCCAUGCUGCGUCCCAAGUAG
Euleptes europaea (tarantolino) is the source of this 750-nucleotide messenger RNA. Its product is annotated as phospholipase A2 inhibitor and Ly6/PLAUR domain-containing protein-like. The coding region runs from base 1 to 750 and encodes 249 amino acids. The transcript is spliced from 6 exons. The record is from RefSeq and is a predicted model, not a curated record. NCBI's taxonomy places the organism in Eukaryota, Metazoa, Chordata, Lepidosauria, Squamata, Sphaerodactylidae.